Molecule: messenger RNA, 1797 nt
Organism: Cynocephalus volans (Philippine flying lemur)
Lineage: Eukaryota; Metazoa; Chordata; Mammalia; Dermoptera; Cynocephalidae
Gene: C8H1orf94
Product: chromosome 8 C1orf94 homolog
Exons: 8
Source: RefSeq, a predicted model, not a curated record
AUGAGCAGCGGUGGAUGGUCCCCCUGUCUUCGAGCCCUGGGUGGACAAAGGAGCUUCUAGAAAGAGAGGAGUAUGGCCAGUGGGAAUGGGCUCCCUUUGUCCUUGGCCCUUGUGGCCAAGCGCCCCUCCGCCCUGGGCCCAUUCCCUAGAUACAUCUGGAUCCACCAGGACACACCCCAAGACAGCCUAGACAAGACUUGUCAUGAAAUCUGGAAGAGAGUCCAGGGCCUGCCAGAGGCCUUGCAGCCCAGGACCUCGACGGAGCAGUUCCCUGCCCCCAUGGCUGGGACUCCGAGAGAUCACGGGUUCAGCUUCCAAGAAGAAGCCCUGGAGCUCAGCAGUGGCAAAGAUGAGAUCUCCCUGUUGGUGGAGCAGGAGUUCCUGAGCCUCACCAGAGAGCACCUCAUCCUGGUCAAAGAGAGCUCAGGGGAGCCGGAGGCAACUGGCAACUGUCCCAAGGGGACCAGAGAGCCUGCUCCCUGCAUUCUCACACCUCCCCUGUUGGCAGGCAGCAGUGAACACCCAGGAGCCUCUGUCAUUGCCGGUGACAAGGUUAUGGAGCAGGUGUCUGUGUCCGUUAUUGGCAGCCGGCAGGACUGCAAUUCUGCCAUGUCUGCAGUCACGGGCAUCCUGUGUGCCACCAAGGUCAAGAGUGCCAAGGGGACAGAGGACGGGGGCCAUAGCCUGGGUGCCUCCAACUCGGAGAUCAGCAAGCUCCUGGCCCAGUUCCCGUUGAAGUCCACCGAAACGUCUAAGGCCCCCGACCACAAAAUGGUGCUGGAAGAGACAAGAGUCAUCAAGGACUUCCUGCAGAACAGCAUGUUUAGUGGCCCUGGGCCCAUGGAGCCUGGGGGGCUGGGCCCGUUCCUGCUGCUGCCACCCCCUCCUCCCCCAGGACUCCCCGACAAGCUCCCUGAGCUCCCUGCUCAGAAGAGGCAGCUCCCCGUGUUUGCCAAGAUCUGCUCCAAGACCAAGGCUGACUCCACCUUGGAGGGCCAUCAUUUAGUCCACAAGAAGCCUGGCACCAAAGAGCCAACGAAGGGUCGAGAAAGCCUCUUGCUCAGCCAGUGCCCCCAGAGCCAGAAGGACACCUGUGGGGAGGACAGCAGCAGUGACCCAGUGGGCCCUACAUCCAUGGCCCUGCCGACCAAGAGGACUGCAUGGCCAGCUGAGAAGAACCUGCUCUGUGAGAUGCUCGGGGCUACCAAGAACCCAAGCAAGCAGCUGAGGCUUCGCAGCAAAGUGGAGGUGGAUGGGCUGGAGCUAAAACUUAACCCACUUGCGACGGCUUCCGACAAGAACAACCUCAAGUACAAGGGAAACGUUUUCACCCCACACUUUGCCACAGCCUUGACCUCCACAACUCUGAACCAGCCGCUCUGGCUCAACCUGAACUAUCCACCUCUGCCAGUAUUCACAAAUCACUCCACCUUCCCGCAGUAUCAGGGUCUGUACCCCCAGAGGGCAGCGAGGAUGCCCUACCAGCCAGCUCAGCACCCUCAGCUGGGGUGCUACUCCCGGCAGAUGAUGCCGUACAACCCGCAGCAGAUGGGACAGCAGAUCUACUGCUCUUCCUACCUGCCCCCACUGAGCUACAUCCCCUUCGUCCAGCCCAACUAUCCAUACCCACAGAGGAUAUCUUCAAAACUGUCCACCAAUCCCCGAGAUCCUUCCCCCAUGGCAGGAGAUGGGCCGCAGUACCUCCUCCCCCGGGCAUAUGGGCUUGGCUCGAUGUCUGGGAGCCCCCCGAUGAACAGCCCCUAUUUUUCCUCCAGUGGAAGUGGCAUACAUUUUUAG